Molecule: messenger RNA, 3604 nt
Organism: Macroventuria anomochaeta
Lineage: Eukaryota; Fungi; Ascomycota; Dothideomycetes; Pleosporales; Didymellaceae
Product: RhoGAP-domain-containing protein
Exons: 5
Coding region: 1-3489 (1162 amino acids)
Biological process (GO): signal transduction; actin cytoskeleton organization
Cellular component (GO): cytoplasm
Source: RefSeq, a predicted model, not a curated record
AUGGACUCGACGGCACCGCCCGCGAUGGACGCUCAGGGUGCGCCGCAGCACCACGCCUACGACCCGCGCAACAAUGGCCUCACGCGACAGCCCACCGACCCCCUAGACACGCUCUCGCCGCCCAGGUCGCAGAGCCUCACGCCGCAGGACCGCACAGACGCCCCCGUGCGCUCCAUGACAGACCCCAUACACAACGAACAGCAGACGCAGCCACCCCAACCGAAGCGCAGCGCGAAGACCUGCGGCAAGUGCGGCGAGGGACUGACUGGCCAGUUCGUCAGAGCAUUGGGUGGCACAUACCAUCUGGAAUGCUUCACCUGCCAUGAUUGCGGCAAGAUCGUAGCCUCCAAGUUCUUCCCCGUCCCCGAGAAGCCCCCGGGGCAGUACCCGCUCUGCGAGACGGACUACUUCCGCCGACUCGACCUGCUGUGCCACGAAUGCGGUCAGGCCCUCCGCGGGUCUUACAUCACCGCGCUGGAGCGCAAAUACCACAUCGAGCACUUUACCUGCUCCGUGUGUCCCACUGUGUUCGGGGCGUCAGACAGCUACUACGAGCACGAGGGCAGCGUCUACUGCCAUUACCACUACUCGACCACAUUUGCGCAACGGUGCAAUGGCUGCCAGACUUCGAUCCUCAAACAGUUCGUCGAAAUCUACCGCAACGGGCAGAACCAACAUUGGCAUCCGGAGUGCUACAUGAUCCACAAGUACUGGAACGUGCGACUGCAUUCGACCGGCCAGCCCGUGAUUGAGAGCAUGCAGGCUGCUGAAGGCGACGCUACAGAUGCCAUCCGCGAAAACGUACGGCAGCAGGAAGAGGAGAUCGAAGCCAAGGUCAACUGGAUCUGGAAGACGCUGUCAGCGUUCGAGGAGAAGUCUGCGACAUGCAUCUCCGACAUGCUACUGCACGUCAGCAAUGGCGCCUAUGUUGACGGCGUCAUGGCAGCCAAGAAGUUCAUCAUCCACGUCGAACUGCUGUUCAACGCAGCCGACGACCUCGAUGCGCAGCUGGUCGCCAAGACACCCAAAGGCCUGACGUACUCGCGUGAGGCGAAGCUGCUCUGCAAGAAAGUGGUCGCGUUCUUCUCGCUCCUCACACAGUCCCAAGGGACGGGCGUUCGCCGCCUUGGCGUCACCCAAGAGCUUCUUUCUCUGGUCACUGGACUUGCUCACUACCUCAAGCUGCUGAUCCGCAUCUGUUUGCAAGGUGCUCUGAAGUUGGAGCGCGAGACAAGAAGCUCGAGCGGGCUCACAAACUUCCUCUCACAGGUCAACUCCCUAGACGCAAAGCUUGAAGAGGAGGCUUCGAAAGACCAGUCAGCCGAAGCAGCGAUCCUCAUCCCACGAUGGGCAGACGCAUGUCCCAUCUGUGACCUCCAGGUCGAAGACAAAUGUCUGCACCUCGACAACAUGUCCUUCAACUACAGCUGCAUGGUCUGUCGCAGUUGCAACGCAGACCUACGCCACGACGUCCGACAAGCGUACUGGAGCCCGUCCUCGAAACGUGUCUUCUGUCCCGCAUGCGCAGCAGCACAGCCAGACGCAGAGAACGGCUUCCGUCACGUUAGCAAACUACGACAGUACGUCCACCUUCUCAAGGUGGCUCAUGCUCGCCUAAUGGCUACCCUGCGUUCCAGUGGUGCGCUGCCUCACACAUCCGAUGACCCUAACUUGACAGGCUAUGAUUCGUCCGUUGGACACCGGAUGGACAACAACGGUACUGCACUUGCACCUCCUCACCUGCGAGCUGAUGCUAGAUCAAAGUCCUACAAUGGCUCUGACACAAACUCUACUGGUCAGGGUAGUUCGAACGCUGCGUACGAGCAGUCCAUGUCUGACAUCAAGCGCCUGCGAUCCACCCGUCUGGACAAGCACCUCUCCAACACCAUGAAGCGAGCUCGCGCAUCGAGAAUCAUUGACGGCACAGAGGGCUACGAAGCCGGUGCCAACACUGAGAUGCGAGGUGGCAUGCAGAUUGUGAAUGAGCGCGACCAAGUCGACAUGGACAGUGCCACCCUUGCCGUCAACUCGCUUGCUCUGGACGACAUCGCCCGCAUGGCCGCCAUGGAACAGCAGCGUGAGCAAAGACCCAACGCCUUCCGCGCAGGCGGUACGGCACUACUUGGGCAAGACCAUGCAAAGGUGCGCCAUGGUCAUCGUCGGGAUUUCUCCGGCGGCCAAGAGCUGAACAACAUUGGCGAUGGCCGCGCCCGUACCUUCUUCUCCGAACUGUCUCCCCUUGAAUACUUCAAAUUGAAGGGUCUUGCUGUGCUGCAACUCGGCCUGCUCCUCGACGACAAUCAGUACAACCAGGAAGAUUUGCUUGACCUCAUCGAAUCAAAGAAGAACAACUUCUGGGGCAAGAUUGGCUUCGGCAAGGCCAAAGGGAAACCCAAGAAGCCUUCAACGGUCGAGAAACCGGCAUCCGACAAUGCCACCUUCAAGCAGUCGUUGGAAUGGCUAGUCGAGAAGAAGGGCUGCGAGUGCACAGAGGGCGUUGGACCAGGAGCACUCAAGGUCCCAGCGCUACUCCAAGACGCCAUUACCGCCAUGAGGAAUAUGGACAUGUCAAUCGAGGGUGUCUUCCGAAAGAACGGCAAUCUGAAGGCGCUACGAGAGCUCGAGGUCGAAGUGGACCAGAAGGGUGUAGAACAAGUCGACCUUAGUUCAAAAAACCCGGUCAUCCUCGCCAAUCUUCUCAAACGCUUCCUGCGCGUAAUGCCGGAUCCGGUAUUGACAUUGAAGCUGUACAGGCUGUUCAUGACAGCCAAUGACAUUGAGGAUGAAGAGAAGAGAAAAAAGGUACUUCAUCUGGUCUUGUGCCUGUUACCUAAAGCCCACCGCGAUACGAUGGAGGUCCUGUUCUGCUUCCUCAACUGGGUGUCCUCCUUCCAUACCGUCGACGAAGAGUCGGGUAACAAGAUGGACACGUGGAACAUCGCCACCGUGAUCGCUCCAAACAUUCUGCGUGAAAGCAACGACAAGGAAGUCCGCAGCGUCGACCAGGGUGCGGUCAAGGUUGUCUUCGAUCUCAUCGAAAACAACGAUGAGUUCUCCGAGGUGCCUCCUGAGAUCAUGGAAUUACUCAGCGACGACAGCGCAACCGACAUGAGCGCCAAGGAGAUCAUGCGUCGUUGGGAACAGCGAGGGAAAGACCCCAGUGCCGCUGCCCUCGCAACAUCGCCGAAGAACCAAGGCGGCAUUGCAAAGCGAAAAGACGAGCGAAAUGCUCCUCAGAUCACAGACGCGGACAACAACCCUACCGCGUUGGCAAGCGAGUCGUCGUCGGUACGACACAUCGCAAACGCUGGUGCCAACAAGAACAUCUCGCCCUCGCGUCACCACGACAUGGGCGCACCCAACCCGCCUUACGGCCAGAACCCACAGGCUUCGGCGGAGAGCCAUCGUACCGCAUCACCGCAUCGGCAUAGCUACCGCUCACCGCAGUACCAAAAACAGCAGCAGAUCAGCACCACAGGAGCAGGGUGAGUGCAACCCAUUGGACCUUACAAUUGGAGUGCUUGGCGUUUAGCGUGUUCUGCCUUCUUUCUUCGACAUGGCGUGGCAUGGUGGAGAGCUCGCAUCAUGCACAGCAAAACGAAGU